Messenger RNA from Aspergillus pseudotamarii, 1089 nucleotides. RefSeq names its product TauD/TfdA dioxygenase family protein. The transcript has 3 exons. NCBI's taxonomy places the organism in Eukaryota, Fungi, Ascomycota, Eurotiomycetes, Eurotiales, Aspergillaceae. The record is from RefSeq and is a predicted model, not a curated record. Bases 1 to 1089 code for a protein of 362 amino acids. Gene Ontology annotation, molecular function: oxidoreductase activity.
AUGACGAGACACCCCUGGGCCAUCCAGCCGCUGAAGGUGCCGCCCGGAUCAGAAGUUGACUUCGGCGUGGAGAUUGACAAUGUAGACUUAGAGCACUUGACAGAUGAUGAGUUUACCACUAUUCGAGAUGUUCUCUAUCAUCAGCACAUUGUGGUCUUUAAAAACCAACAGAAUCUCUCGCCAAGGGCGCAGUACGAACUUACGAAGCGCUUCGACCCGGACACAGAUAAUUAUGGCCAUAAGUCAACAACGAAAUAUUUUCGAGGCCUGCCAUGCCAGCCACAAGUCAUGUUAAAAGGGAAUGGCUUUCUUGAGUCCUACCGAGGGCUUGAGAACGUCACCCUGAGACAUCCUAACCACCGUCAAUUCCAUCGGGAUCAUCUUCCAGAGGAGAAAGACCUGAGCUGGACGCGAUUCUAUCGAUGGCAUAUCGACGCCGCCCUCUAUGAUUCUUAUCCUCCCAAGGUUACAACCCUGAUGGCAGUGCAGUUGCCCCAGGGCCCACCGCAGACCAUCCAGUACGAUGAUGGCUCGGGGGAAACCCUCGAAGCGUCUCUGGCGCCGACGGCGUUCAUUAGUGGUCAGAAGAUGUUCGAACUGCUCUCCGCGGAAGACCAGGAGUUUGUCAAAACAAGCCGGGUCGAAUAUGCACCGCAUCCAUACAAAUGGAUCAGCAAAGCGCGAGCCCUCCCCACGGGCCUCGGCCUAUACACAGAAGGCCGUGAACUUCCCGACACUGAACUCCCCCCCAUUGACCUCUCCAAAAUCCAGAUCUUGCCCAUGCCCUGGCAAAACCCGGUGACGGGCAAGCUAUCGCUCCAGAUACAUCCAUCUUGCGUGCGGAAGAUACAUCGAGCCGACGGCAGCGUGAUCGAUGACCUGGCUCAAGUUCGUGACAUUGUUUAUCGGUUACAACGCCCGGCUAUAAGUCCACAGCAUGUCUAUGCCCAUGACUGGGCCGAAGGGGAUAUGAUACUAUUCAACAACCAGGGUGUUCUUCAUACGGUUGUAGGGACUUUGCGGCCUGACCAACUGAGAGUAUUUAGGCAGUGCAAUCUGGCCGCUUCAGAACCCCCUCAAGGUCCCUAA